CUGCCCACCGCCAGCCAGCCUCUCUUUUCGCCGCCAGCACUCUCAAGCAAGCUCAAGUGAAAUAGGCAUCGAUGGCUAAGGCAGCAAGGCUGGUGUUUGUGCCGGUUCCGGGAGCGGGUCACUUGAAACCCACUCUCGAGAUGGCAAAACGCCUUUCGAGCCGCUUCUCCAUCACCAUCCUCGUGAUGCAACCCCCGUUGGAUGCCUGGUCACCCACCAUGAAAUCCAUCAUUACUUCCGCCGCCUCCACCGCCAUCCAAUUCGUCGAGCUCCCGCGAGUCAACUUGUCCUUUGACGACGGUGAAGACGGCCCCUCCAUAUUCUUUCGCUUCAUCGAAGCCCAGAAGCCUGUCGUAGAGGAUGCCAUCGCUACCCUUCCAUCCUCUCUUCCCAUCGCCGCAAUUAUUAUCGAUUUCUUCUGCACUGGCAUAAUUGAUGUCGCAGCUGAACUCGGCAUACCCCCAUACAUCUACUUCACCGCGAGCGCAGCCACCCUCGGCCUCAUGCUCUACUUGCCCACUAUCGAUCUCACGUACCCGUUGGAGAUGGAGAACUUGGCCUCCAAAGGGGAGAUGAUAAAGAUCCCGAGCCUUUCCUCCCCGUUGCCUCCGCUGGCCAUGCCAGAUCCUGUGUUAAACAAGAAGUGUGACGGCUACAAAUGGUUCCUCCACCAUGCCCGCCGGUUCCAAGAGGUCAAGGGAAUCGUGAUCAACACCUUCACCGAGCUAGAACCUAAUGCAAUUCGUGCGAUAUCUGAAGGCCGAUGCGUUCCAGAUCACCCGACACCAGCUAUCUACCCGGUAGGCCCAGUGCUAUCAGUUGGUGAGCAGGAGGAGGGGCAUGAGUGCAUCACGUGGCUCGACGGGCAGCCACAAGGAUCGGUCGUGUUCCUGUGUUUUGGGAGCAUGGGGUUCUUUAACAGGGAGCAAGUGGUGGAGAUCGCGGUGGGGCUCGAGCGGAGUCAGCAUCGGUUCUUGUGGUGCCUGCGAAGUCCGCCGGAGGUGAAGUACCAACCACCACGCGAUGCUGACCUCGGCGCAAUGCUGCCUGAAGGUUUUCUGGAGCGGGCAAAAGGAAGGGGGAUGGUGUGGCCGAGGUGGGCGCCACAAGCGGAAAUACUGGGGCACAAGGCCGUGGGGGGAUUUGUGAGCCAUUGCGGGUGGAACUCAUGUUUGGAGAGCUUGUGGGCUGGGGUGCCGAUGCUCGGGUGGCCAUUGUACGCCGAGCAGAAGUUUAAUGCAUUCGAAAUUACGAGAGAGGUGGGAGUGGCCACGGAAAUCAGGGUGGGAGAUGGUGGGACGGUGGGCGCGGAGGAGGUGGAGAGAGGAGUGAGGUGUUUGAUGGGAGAAGAAGUGGAGGGGAGAAAGGCGAGGGAGAGGGCGAGGGAGGUCAAACAGUUGGGCAGGAGGGCUCUCGAGGAGGGAGGUUCAUCGCGGUUGGCGUUGGAGGCUUUGGUCAAGGAAUUUAUCAAGGAGAUCGAGCUGGUGCCGAAUUGAAGUUUAUGAUGCCAAUUUGGGGUCGAGUUGCUUACAAAUUGAGUCAGAUCAUCUAGUUGUUCUUCUCUUGUGGAAACUCAAUGCAAGGCUUAUGCUGAUGUUUGCGGCUUGCUCGUGUAUGUAGAGUAUAGCAUGAUGAAUUCUUAAAGCUUUAGAAGCUAGUCUAAGAAUAUAUCCUCUUGGAAUAAAACAAAGAUAUAUGUUUGGUGUUUUAAUUAGAUCUUGUUUGGUCCAGCCCCUUAUUUAUAUUUGUUGCAAGAUUUUCUGUGUGAAAUUUAAAAUAAUAAUAAAUAAUAACACAGAAAAAAAAAAAAGCAAUU
Messenger RNA from Elaeis guineensis (African oil palm), 1816 nucleotides. RefSeq names its product malvidin galactosylase UGT88C3. Gene Ontology annotation, molecular function: UDP-glucosyltransferase activity. The record is from RefSeq and is a predicted model, not a curated record. Lineage: Eukaryota; Viridiplantae; Streptophyta; Magnoliopsida; Arecales; Arecaceae.